CCCAGCAGGAGGCCACGCCCCUUCAGCACACUGUGGACUCUGGUCUCCAGCGGGAGGAAACUCUCCAGAUCUGUGUCUGCACGUCCACCAUGGAGGAAAGCUGGGUGAUUCUGGUGCUGGUUUCUCUGAUCAUAGCGACGAUUUUGUAUUUGUUUCUGGGAUCAGAGAAGAAGAAGAAGCUUCCUGUCACUCUGCAGGAUCCCACCGUCAAAUAUCCACUUCCUCUGAUUCACAAACAGGAGAUCAGUCACGACACUAAGAAGUUCCGGUUCGGUCUCCUGUCUGGAAAUCACAUCCUUGGACUUCCUGUCGGCCAGCACGUCUACCUGUCUGCUAAGGUGAGCGGCAGCCUGGUGGUCAGAGCCUACACUCCUGUCUCCAGUGAUGAGGACCAGGGAUACGUGGACCUGGUGGUCAAGGUUUAUCAUAAGAACAGCCACCCGUCGUACCCUGAAGGAGGGAAGAUGUCCCAGUAUCUGGACAGCUUGACGUUAGGAGACACCAUCGACUUCAGAGGACCCAACGGACUGCUGGUCUACAGAGGAAAAGGCCAGUUUUCUAUCAGACCAGACAAGAAGUCAGAACCCAAGAAGAAGAAGUUCAAACACCUCGCAAUGAUCGCUGGAGGAACAGGAAUCACUCCGAUGCUGCAGCUGAUCCGUAGAAUCACAUCUGAUCCCUCCGAUAGCACCAAAUGUUCGCUGAUCUUCGCCAACCAGACUGAGAAGGACAUCCUGCUGAGGGAGGAGCUGGACGAGGUGAGGAGGAACCAUCCUGAUGAGGUGAAGGUCUGGUUCACGCUGGAUAAACCGCCUCAAGACUGGAAGUUCGGCUCAGGAUUCGUGACUCUGGACAUGAUUAAAAAGCAUCUUCCAGCUCCGUCCAGCGACGUCCUGGUGGUCCUGUGUGGACCUCCACCCAUGAUCCAGAACGCCUGCCUCCCCAACCUGGGCAAGCUGGGACACGGAGCAGAAAACAUCUUCACCUACUAGAGAUCCAGAGAAACUCAGCCAUGUUUGGUUUUUGAUUUUUAAACCUGAAUUCAGUGGAAUUAUUACCAUCAAAGCUCCAAUUAAAAUGACAUUUCUACA
This is a messenger RNA of Acanthochromis polyacanthus (spiny chromis), 1091 nucleotides long. RefSeq names its product NADH-cytochrome b5 reductase 2. The record is from RefSeq and is a predicted model, not a curated record. NCBI's taxonomy places the organism in Eukaryota, Metazoa, Chordata, Actinopteri, Pomacentridae. Gene Ontology annotation, cellular component: mitochondrion. The coding region runs from base 90 to 992 and encodes 300 amino acids. Gene Ontology annotation, molecular function: FAD binding; oxidoreductase activity. The transcript is spliced from 9 exons.